Messenger RNA from Gopherus flavomarginatus (Mexican gopher tortoise), 6401 nucleotides. RefSeq names its product mitochondrial ribosome associated GTPase 2 (gene MTG2). Gene Ontology annotation, molecular function: GTPase activity; magnesium ion binding; GTP binding. The record is from RefSeq and is a predicted model, not a curated record. The transcript is spliced from 7 exons. Bases 624 to 1970 code for a protein of 448 amino acids. NCBI's taxonomy places the organism in Eukaryota, Metazoa, Chordata, Testudines, Testudinidae. Gene Ontology annotation, cellular component: mitochondrion.
UUCUGGGAUAGAGGGGGCUCUGGGGCCGCAGAGGGGGUGCAGGGGCUGGCUCUCUGCUGCUGAGUCAAUAGAGCUGGGUUCUCAAACGGGGUUGGGACCCCUCAGGGAGUUGUGAGGUUAUUACAUGGGGGGGGUCACAAGCUGUCAGCUCCACCCCAAAACUUGUUUUUCCUCCAGCAUUUAUAAUAGUAUUAAAUAUAUUUAAAGGUGUUUUUAGUGGGGGGUCACACUCAGAUGCUUGCUUGUGAAAGGGGUCACCAGUACAAAAUUUUGAGAACCUCUGCAAUAGAGGGGCUGCAAAUUAUAUAUAGUCCAUGUUUCUGAACAGCCGUGCAGUAAUGAAUGCAUGUGCACAGGCAUUAGUGAAGGGAAAUCAGUUUAGAGGUGAUAUAUGUGUUUGGUGUCUGACUCUCAGAAGGAUAUUACAGCGGUUGAGUAAGAAAAUAUUUGUUAAAUAUUUAUCAAUCCUUGGACCUUGCCUUUCUAACACAUUACAUCUUUCGUUAUGUAAACUGAUUUUUUGCUCUCUUGAUUUGCAUGUGAAACAGUUGUUUCUAGAGCCACAAAGGUAAAUUUUAGUUAGUGGUGUUCCUUUGUCUAUAAUUUUCACUUUCUAGGUGGAUAUGCUGGGAUCUAAAAUCUUUUCAUCAAGAACAUGGGCUUUGCUGGAUGGCUUACGGCAAUGGAAACCUGCAUAUUCACCACAUAUACAGAUUUGCUUAUUGCCGCAGCAGUUUAAGAGCUGGCAGAGGAUUCUUUCCACAAACUGUGCAAAGUGUGCAAAAAAUCAACGGCUGAAACAAAAAAGAGCAAUAUCAGAAGAGAAGCUGACCCGAUAUUUUGUAGAUCAUCGAAGAGUGUGUGUGAUUGGAGGCCGCGGAGGACAGGGUAUUAACUCUUUCCACAGUGAGCCUAGAAAAGAGUUUGGAGGUCCUGAUGGUGGAAACGGAGGAGAUGGGGGCCAUGUUAUUUUGAAAGCUGACCAGCAAAUCAAAUCACUGGCUUCAGUCCACCCAUUAUAUCGAGGUUUUGAUGGAGAAAGAGGGAGAAGCAAAAACUGUUACGGAGCCAAUGGUGGAUGCACAUAUAUUAAAGUUCCUGUAGGCACUGUAGUUAAGGCGGAUGGGAAAAUUUUGGCUGAUCUUGCUCAGCAUGGUGAAGAAUAUGUUGCCGCUUAUGGAGGAACUGGAGGGAAGGGUAACAGGUUCUUUCUGUCCAAUGAGAAUCGAGCACCAAUGACAGCUACUCUAGGAGAAUCAGGUCAGGAAAGAGUCCUCCAUCUGGAGCUCAAGACUAUGGCACAUGCAGGGCUGGUGGGAUUCCCCAAUGCUGGGAAGUCAUCACUUUUGCGAGCAAUCUCCAAUGCAAAGCCUGCAGUGGCUCCCUACCCGUUCACAACCUUAAAUCCACAUGUAGGCAUUGUUCACUACCAGGACUAUGAACAAGUGGCAGUUGCUGAUGUUCCUGGUAUAAUAAGAGGAGCUCAUCUAAACAGGGGCCUUGGAUUGGCCUUUCUAAGGCACAUAGAACACUGCCGCUUUCUCUUAUAUGUGGUGGAUCUGUCUGUGUCUGAGCCAUGGAUUCAGCUCCAAGACUUAAAAUAUGAACUGGAGCAGUAUGAAGAAGGGUUGUCGAAGAGACCUCAUGCUGUAAUUGGGAAUAAGAUUGAUCUGCCUCAGUCGAAGACUAACUUAUUACUUCUUAAGGAGCGAGUGGAGCAGAGAGUCAUCCCACUAUCUGCAUUGACAGGAGACAAUCUGGAGGCAUUAUUGUUGCACCUAAAAGAUUUGUAUGAUGCUUAUAUAAGAAAAAUAAGGCAGAGAACUGAAAUGACUUGGAUGGAAACAGAGUUCAGGCUAAUGACCAUAACGAUAAUUUCUGGCCUUAAAUCUAUGAAUCUUCACUUUCCCUGCCCCCGGCCAUAUGUCCAGUGCUUUACUGUUCCACCUCUCACAAGUCAAGAUGAGUGAGAAAGAUGAUGAUCAUAAUGUUAAUUCCUCAACUUAUGUGAUGCAGCAGUCCAAGCCCUCAGAAGGGAAAUAAGUUCUCUGGAACCACAAGUUCAAAUCUCUACAGAGCUGUCUCAGCUCUUCAACUUCCUUAGACACAUACAUUUGUUCCAUAUGUUACACUGUGCAUGGAAAAUUUCAGAUGAGAACUUCUCCUCUAUUGAGAUACCUGCUUUGUGUCAACACUGGAAGUGUUGGCAUCUGUGUCCUUAGCCAAAGUUUUGAUUCCUCCUCUUUGCUAUACAAGAUGUACUGAGCUGGUUGUCAUCUGUACAAGUUGACUUCCUGCUUCUCUCCAGCCUAGCAGUGAUGGCACGUCAGUGGUCCUCUGUCUAUAUAGUUUUGUAAAGUACAUUGGGAUCCUUCAACAUGAAGGAGCGGAUCUUUUUAACUCCAGAGUCAUCCACUAAUAUCCAUUUUCAUCUGGCAUCCAGGCCCCCAGACUGUCCCCUACCCCCAAUAAAGGAACAGGUACCUCCAAAUCUCUAGAAUGUCAGUAGAUAAAUAUUUGACAGCUGUGUGCUCUGCAAGUGGCCACACGAUAAGGAGAAUGGAGCCCCUGACCCCACUGGGGGUGGAAAGUGAACGUGUAUUAAUGCAUCCAACUGUCCCUAUGGGCCUCCUCAUUUUUUGUCCGAUGGAGAAAAAUAAGAUCCCUGUAGUGAGACUGCAUGAAGGGUCUGGGCUAAUCUAGCUGUGAGGCACCAAGUUGAUCCUUGUAUCCAUGCAAAAGCAUCUAUUUGAUACAGCCCAUACUUGAAAACGGAGUAAAUCUAUAAUUUGGAAGGACUGGCAAAGCAGAGGCUUCAGGAUUUCCCAGUUUUGUCCCUUUUCCAAUGCUAAAGCAACAUUAUGACUUGCUACCUUCUGUGGAGUGGCAGUGCUUACAGCUAAAACACAUCCUAACAUCUACCUUUGUUCCAGAUCCCCUAGGGCCGUCAAAGGCCCAGAACUACUUGGAACCUUAGAAAUGCUGCAUAAACUCCCCAGGCCCAUGUCUGUCAUGUGUGCUUUGCUAAUGAAGAGGAACUCCAUUGGUCUGGAGUUCUUUGUGGAAGCAUGAGGAGGGGGGUUAUUGCAGCCCUUAAAAUAAUCCUAUUGGCAAAGUAUUAUGUAAAGUUAAAAAUGCUUCUGUGGAUCUUAGGCUAUGCCUGAUACAACACAAGAUUUUAUUUAAACUGUAUUAGACACCACGAAGGUUGUGGUGCAAGACGGGGGCCCUUGUCCGCUGAUGUUUGUUGGUGCUGUAACAAAAGAACAAAGAAACCUGCUGCAUAUGUUGUGGGACUGUCCAACAGUCAGGCAGCUGUGGAAAGAGGUGGACACAGGACUGAAACUAGUAGUUGGCUUCAGCAACCGCACCUCAGCUGUAAAUUAUAUCUUAGGUUAUGUACCUACCAGACGAGGUUUAACUCCACAAUCGAGACUUUGGUUCCUAAGGGCUGCAAUGAUCACCCAGUGCAUGAUUUUCCAAAAUGGAAGAGUAGGCUUAUGCAAAGAGAGAGCUGUGCUAUUUGGAACUGUCUGAGUCCGCAGCCGAAAAAGGAAUAGCUUAUCGAUGUAUAGAGCCAUUAUAUGAAUUCAAAGAAAUUUUGACCCCAUUUCUAGAUACAUUUUGUUUGAUUACAAAAAUAUUGAAAUUGCUCAAAGAAUACCUGACCUCCAUUCCACCUUCCCACCUCUUUUUUAUUUCCCCUUUCCGGUCUCCUCCUUCCCACCUCUUCCUUUUCAUGUGUGUCGUCUUGUUUUAUUACUGCUACCCCCCAAGCUCAUGUGUAAUGUCUGUGCUCUCAUCUGGUCUUGCAGCUUUGACAAAUUGUAAAAUUGUGUAAUUGAAUAAUUUUCUUGAUGAUCCCAAGAAGUGUACAGUAAUUGGAAACACACAUACAAGCUACAAGUCAUUUACCAGUUUGCACUUUUCAUUCUGUUUCUUUAUGAAAAUCAAUACAAAAUUAAUCACCAAAACAAAAAAACUGAAGGAGUGUCCUGGACUGGACUUGACUUGUAUAACAUCUCUUGAGUAAUAGCUAAAGUUCAUGUUUCUAGAAGGUACAAUUUAGAUUUCAAGACCCAGUAGUAUACAUACUAUUAUUUUGUCACAGUCUAUUUAAAACUACUGUUACACCAAACGUAUAAAAUAGCACUUUAGUUGUAAUGGUCUAUUAAAUUUGUGCUUGUUGGUGUGUAAAUUAUUUUCUCAAUAGACGGUAAUGACUCCACUUUGUCAAUCCUCAGUCAAUUCAUGAAAGCUGCAGGGUGCAUAUGCAACCUGAUGAUCAGCGAAUUAUGCAUGCAAUUCCUGUUAUUAUUUAUUGUUAAGUAAACAAGCUCUAAUACCCAAUGCUCGGUAUGAGCUUUUACUUCACUCUUAAUAGCUAAAGUGUUUACCAGAACAGCCACUUCUCUUCUAGCAAAGAGCUGCUUGUUUUGUGAAAGGCUGUGGGAUAUAUUGAGUAUAAAUAUUACUGAAUAAAAACCUUUCAUUUUGUUCAGUGGGAUUCAUAUUGCUAAAUCCUCCAGCAUCACACUAAAAAAAUUAGUCCAAAGUCUGUUAAAAAUCCAAAUGAGAUGUGUUAAAAUAAGGCCAAAUAUCCAGGUGAGGGAUCCAGAUGUGUACUUGCAAAAGAGGUCCCGCAUUGGCUCAUGAAAUGGGUAUGUUCAUGCAUAUGAGUGCCUGUGCAUUGUUUGUACAUACAUGGACCUCAUUUACCAUCCAGAACUCACUUCCUGUUAUCUUUGGUGUACGAUUGUACAUUAUUGCAGCUUGCUCAGGGAUUCUUGAGUGUCUAAAAAUAUUUAAUUGCAGCUUAGUGAAUGCGAAGUCUGUCCAUGCAUUUGUGUGGUUGCACCUAUUCUGUCUACAGAUGAAAAUUUUCUCCUAACCACAUUUGCACAGCAAGUAAUUUAAACCCUUAAUGAGAGACAGCUCUGGUAUGAGUGACUCUGGCUUCUAUUCCUGAUUGUUGCUGAUUUGCUGUGUGAUCUUAGGCAGAUCUCUUCAGCUCUUUAUGCCUCAAUUGCCCCAUCUACAAAAUGGAAUAGGAAUUCUUACCAACCUCAAACAAGCACUUCAAGACGUGUGGGUGAAUAGUGCUAUAUAGUUACGGAGUAUGAUUAACUUCAGAUGAGGUUUUUCCAGAUGUGAUUUUUUUUUCUCUCUUAAUACUACAGCCUUAACUACUACUUGGCAUGUUUUUAAACUGAAGCAGGUUCCAAAAUUUUACAAAUGCAAUCCAACCAGCAACAAAAAUGCUAUCCUAUUUUCCUCCCACCUGCAUAAAUGUGGACAUACAUAGCCAAACCUAUAAUAUUUAUUCAUAAAUUGGAUUAAAAUAUUAAUUCCCUAUUGGACUCAGACCUUGGAAGUGGCUUGUAAAUUACAGAGCAAAAACCAUAUAGUCUGCCCAUAAAUUCCUGAGAAGAAAUGGCCACAAUGGAACUCCUGACGUACACUGAACUAUGGCAAUAAAAGUGCUGAUCUAAUGGACAAUGUGAAUUUCUUACUUUGCAGCACGAAGAGAAACUCCCAAGUAUAUUCCAGUUGGAUUUAGGACCUCUGCCUUCAAUCUCUGUAUUAUUAUUAUUAUUGAAUAUAUUUGUAUUACCAUAGUUCGUAGGAGCACCAAUGAUGGACCAGAACUGCAUUGUUCUAGGCACAGUACAAACAUAGAACAUAGUCCCUUCCCCAAGGAGCUUUCAAUUAAACCAACAUUUAAAGGACAAGUAUGUACAUGUCUCCCUUAUUAACAUCAGAAGACUUUGUUUGAAGCCAACUGUGGAAUGAUAGUUUCAAUAUGAUAUUAUAAUACAAAGGAUUAAUGAUGAUAUAUUUUAGAUUUUCAUCUUGGAGGAUCCCUAAAAGCUUCUUCACAUACAGGAAUCACUUAAUCCAGUACUGAAAUUUAGCCACUUCUGAGAAUGAGGAUGGUGGAUAAAUUUGCUGUAUAACAGCAUAGAGGAAAAAGGGAGAUUUAAUCCAGUGGCAAACUUGGGAUCCUUACUGCCCAUAAAGCCGCCUCUCAAAUUUUGAGAGAAAGGAUGGGUUUAAGAUGGAUUGGGACUCGGGACUAGGUGGGGCCUUUCCCUCAGCUCUGCUGUAGUUUUCGUUUGUGACCUUGGGCAAAUCAUUGAAUUGUUCUAUGCCUCCACUCCCCAUCUUUAAGUGGGGAUACUACUGUUUUUUUGUCUACCCUUUGUCUGUCUUGUCUAUUGAGAUGGGAAGAUCUUUGCAGCAGGGACGGUCUCUUACUAUGUAUAAUGUAUGUACAGUCCUUAGCACAAAGGGGUCCCAAGCUCCGGGGGGCCUCUAGGCACUAUCCUAAUGCAAAUACUAACGUAAAAAAGGAGCUGCAUGCAGUAAACGAAGUGGAUCUUAGUAUCCUUGGGAUAAGC